GAAGAAGGGGAAGUCAGAUGGGGAAGGAAGAAGGGGAAGGCAGACAUAUGAGCCUGAUUGUCAGCUCCACAGACAAGGAGUGAGUGAGGAAGUUCUCUCAAAGGGAGAGUAAAUUACGCAGAAGGACCAGGGAGGGGCAACACCAGCAGUAAUAACCUGCAUUAGAAUGUAUUUGGCUGAUUUAGUGAGCUAACAGUCUAAUGGGGUAGAUUCAGGGGGUGGAGCUUAUUUAGAGCCCCCCCCCCCAGUUAUGAUUUGUUCCCAUGGGCUGAAGCCAAUAUUUAGCAUUGUCAGUGCAUGAGGUUAUAGGAGACUCCAGUAAUCUCUCUGCCUGGGGGUGAGAACAAGAGCAGUUCAGCCCUGCCCACGAACCUAUAAAGCCCGGCUAGGUGCCCGUAUGUGUGUGUGGGGGAAUCAGCUGCGGUGGCCGCUUGCCCAACCCUGUGCUGCUGGGACUCUCGCUGCCCGGGCUGCUGGGGGCACACAAGCCUGGCAUUCUAACAUCCGCAUGUUCCCACGGCUGCCUCCUGUGGAUUAGCCCCAAGGGGGGCAGAAAGCACCAACAGUGGGUAAAUUGUGGAGCACCCAGCCCAGGACUCUCCCCCUUAGGGCUGUAAGUGCGGGACAGAGUGUGGGGCAGGGGUUGCUCAGCAGUCCAUUGGCCGCUGUCCCUGGGCUCUGUUGCUACUGGGUCCAUAGCAACUAUAAAGGAGACCAAAGGGACUGUGUUUCCUGCAUCGUUUGCCCCCGUAGGGAGACAACAGGUAUCUGAGAUAAUAUGGCUCCUACCUGCUGGCACAGUUCAGUCACAAGGGUGCUGGAGGAUGCUGGGCAGAGCCGGGGCCGAGUGUAGGAAGGAGAGAAACCCAUCUGCAACCAACAAGUCAAAAUGUUAAUGCAGUUCCCUCCUUCUGGACUCGUGCAACAUUCCAGGAAGCUGAUGGACCAUGCUCAGCCCUCCCACCACCAAAUUCUGGAGUUUGUACGUAGGAAUGCAGCGAAUUUCUUGUCUCUGGCAAAUCUCCUGAUGGGCCUCACGUCAGUUCUCUGCAGCCUAAAUGGGUGUCGCCAGGCGGCCUGUUGGCUCCUCCUCAUCAGUUUCAUGUUGGACUUGGCGGAUGGGGCAGUUGCCAGGCAACUCAAUGCAUGUUCAGCCUUGGGGGCCAAGCUGGAUGACUUUGCAGAUUUCACAUCAUUCGGAAUAGCGACUGCCCUGCUGCUUCACACUAACUGCCCCGCGGGGGGGAUUCUCUUCAUCGUUUAUGUCCUGGCUGUGUUCAUCCGCCUGUGUUUCUACUCAAGUGGAAUUCCCUUCACUUACUGUGGCUUGCCGUGUCCCUAUGCCUCGGCCACUCUGGCUUGUGCCUCAAUGCUGACUGGCGCCGACCUGGUGGUCCUAAGAGCCAUAGCAAUUAUAAUGAUCUUCUUUAUGGUGGACCAGGGGUUCUACCCUCAUGAUAAGAUCCUGGAGUCCCAACUGUGGAAGAAGGCGGUGUUUGUCGGAGGUGUCUGUGUGAUGUUCCUCUCGUUCUCCCCCUUGGUCUGUCUCUACCACCUCACGUGGUCCCUCUCCUACAUUCUCUUCCCAGAAUCCCUGUGGAACUGCAAAGUCUAAGCUCUCGGAUGGUAGAGAGCAGCUCUCUGCCCCAAACUGCCCCAAGCACAAGUCUCUGCUCAACAACCCCCCCAAACCCACAGAGGAACGCCAUGUUUGUGCUGCUUUGUUCUAGGGUUCUAGGGUGAGGUCUGUGUAGAUGUGUCAAAGUCAUCUUGCCCAAAUGGAGCUUCAUUAGCCUUGGGCUGGGCCUGGAGACCUUGGGGUCCCUCUACCAAGAGUGUGUUCUAUCAGGUGGUACCAUAAAGUAGUACCAAAGUGCCCCUACAGGGUACCACCCAAGUGUUUGUGGUGUGCAGUGCCAUUCUAGGGGUAUCUCAGGCUACCAUAGUGGCUAGUGCCCCACAAGGGCCACCAGAACUCUCGCCCAAUGACUGGACAUGUAGACACCUCGGAGAGACUAACUGCCCCCAGCCACCUUCUCCAUGACGCCAGUUCUUGCCCAACGUGUUGGCGCCACGCUGGCAUUGGGCGGGCCCUUCCCUACCAGGAUUAAGGGCCCAAUGGUAAUGUGUGAAUGAGUUUAUUGUAACCAUUGGCCGGUGGCCCCGUGUGCUGUGUAAAUAAAGAUAAAUCCAUUGUC
Molecule: messenger RNA, 2198 nt
Organism: Xenopus tropicalis (tropical clawed frog)
Lineage: Eukaryota; Metazoa; Chordata; Amphibia; Anura; Pipidae
Gene: tmem269
Product: transmembrane protein 269
Exons: 8
Coding region: 890-1615 (241 amino acids)
Biological process (GO): phospholipid biosynthetic process
Cellular component (GO): membrane
Molecular function (GO): phosphotransferase activity, for other substituted phosphate groups
Source: RefSeq, a predicted model, not a curated record